AACACUAUAAAGUGCAAGGGUAUGGUGAUCUCUGUCUUCAGUCAAGUCUAAACGUUCGCGCACUUGAAAGUGAAGUGUGCUUGUGUAGUGCAUCGCCUUUGCGGAUUUUUGCACGUACUAGAAGCAAUGCCACCCAACGUGACGAGUAUGCCCACGGGGGUCCUCUACGAGGACGAGACCCUAGACCCUCUGUUGCCGUCCAUGCAGAAGUACGACGGAUACCCCAAGGAGCUGCCCGGACCCGAGUACAAGAUGAAGCUGGUCUGGCGUAACAUCAUACUGUUUGUGUACCUUCACGCGGCCUCCGUCUACGGAGCCUACCUCAUGGUAACCUCCGCCUCCUGGCCUACAGUGUUGUGGGCUAUCUUCCUGUACCACUGUUCUGGGCUGGGUAUCACCGCUGGGGCGCACAGACUCUGGGCCCACCGCUCCUACAAGGCUAACCUUCCUCUCCGCAUGUUGCUGGUGCUGUUCAACACUCUGGCAUUUGAGAACCACGUGAUUGAGUGGGCUCGAGACCACAGGGUGCACCACAAAUACAGUGAGACCAACGCAGACCCUCACAACGCUAAGAGAGGCUUCUUCUUCUCCCACGUAGGCUGGCUGUUGUGCCGCAAACAUCCCGAUGUUAUUGAGAAGGGGAAGGGACUGGACAUUAGCGACCUGGAAAAUGACCCUCUACUAAAGUUCCAGAAGAAGUACUACCUGAUCCUGAUGCCCAUCGUGUGUUUCCUCAUCCCCACUGUGCUGCCCGUCUACGGCUGGGGAGAGACGUGGACCAACGCUUGGUUCGUCGCAGCUCUGUUCCGUUACACCUUCACCCUGAACAUGACCUGGUUGGUCAACAGUGCCGCCCACUUGUGGGGCAAUCGCCCUUACGACAAAUUCAUCAACCCAUCUGAGAACCUGGGAGUGUCUAUUGGAGCUUUGGGUGAAGGAUGGCACAACUACCACCACACAUUCCCCUGGGACUACAAGACGUCGGAGCUGGGCAACUACAGGGCCAACUUCACCACAGGCUUCAUCGACUUCAUGUCCAGGAUUGGCUGGGCCUACGACCUCAAGACAGUGUCCCAUGACAUGAUCAAGAAGAGGGUGCAGAGAACAGGUGACGGCACUCACGCUUCUCAAACUCACUCCCACAAAGGAGAAGUGUGGGGCUGGGGUGACAAGGAUAUGCCCAAGGAGGACAAAGACGAAGCGACAAUCAUCAACAAAAAGUCUGAAUAGACUCAUCGUCAAGCAUUCCAUCACAUUAGCGCAGUAAUUGAAAGCGUAUAAAAUUCAAUUCGAAUUUGCACAUAAAUUAAUUUUAGUCUUGUACAUAAUAUUUUGAUAUAUUAUUUUGUUAUUUAUGCUAGCAGAGCAAAGUGAUAUAUGUUCCUUUUUGUAUUUAGUAGGCUAUGCGCUGGAAUAAAUGUGUGGCCUCGUCUUGGAGGUGUGAAUA
Molecule: messenger RNA, 1447 nt
Organism: Macrosteles quadrilineatus (aster leafhopper)
Lineage: Eukaryota; Metazoa; Arthropoda; Insecta; Hemiptera; Cicadellidae
Product: acyl-CoA Delta-9 desaturase-like
Exons: 6
Coding region: 127-1230 (367 amino acids)
Biological process (GO): unsaturated fatty acid biosynthetic process
Cellular component (GO): endoplasmic reticulum membrane
Molecular function (GO): iron ion binding; stearoyl-CoA 9-desaturase activity
Source: RefSeq, a predicted model, not a curated record